AUUUUGAUAUUUAAAAUGCAAAAGAUCAUUGCCAUUUUGGUCAUUGCCGCCUGCGGCCUAUUAGUUUUCGUGGCGGCACAAAAGUGCCAGGAAUGUCAAAGCGGUAAUUCUGCCUACUGUCAUGACCAGACCUCCUAUCGAAAUUGCAUGCAAAACAAUCCCAUUGGCGACAUUGUGACGUGUGACAGCGGUUACGUUUGCAGCAACACCGAGGAUGUCUGCGUGAUGAGCUAUUUUGUGGAUGGAUCUAGUGUGCAGGACGUAUGUGGGCCAUCUGGUGGAAACGGUGAAGACUGUGCGGUCUGCAGCGGCAGCAACAAAUACAGCUGCGUCAGUGAGACUCAGUUUGCACGAUGUGUGGAUCAGCAGGUAUCCACCGCCAAUGUCUACAGCUGUGGCACCGAUGAGAUUUGUGUGAUUGAGGCCCUCGCCACCCACGGCACCCUUUGUGUGCCCACCUGUGCCGCUACCUUCUUGAACGAGGCGGCUCCGUGCAGCAACAGAGAGUACGUGGCACCCCCAGACCCAAGGGUACCCACUGUGGAAGAACAAGUGAAGGCUUGCCAAGAGGCAGGUGCCAAUUCGAACUACCUUUACUUCUUUACGAGAUACAUCAAAGAUAUGACAUGCAAUAGCUAUCUCUACUGCGAGAAGGUCAGUACCGUCACGUGGAUAGCCAUCCUAUAUAGCUGCAAUGGGGACAAACCAUUCUUCGAUUCGGCCUCCACGACAUGUGUAGCCAUUCGACCGGCGGACUGCGCAGCAACAACUACGAGUAGUCCACAGGAACAGACAACUUCUUCUUCUGCUGGGCCAACAGAAAUUCCAUCUACGACAGCACCUACAACGACUAGUCCGCUGGAAUCAACAGAGUCUUCCACGAGCUCUAACUCCGAAGUUUCCUCUGAAACUCCAUCUACGACAGCACCUACAACGACUAGUCCACUGGAAUCAACAGAGACUUCCACGAGCUCUAACUUCGAAGCUUCCUCUGAAACUCCAUCUACGACAGCACCUACAACGACUAGUCCACUGAAAUCAACAGAGUCUUCCACGAGCUCUAACUUCGAAGCUUCCUCUGAAACUCCAUCUACGACAGCACCUACAACGACUAGUCCACUGGAAUCAACAGAGACUUCCACGAGCUCUAACUUCGAAGCUUCCUCUGAAACUCCAUCUACGACAGCACCUACAACGACUAGUCCACUGGAAUCAACAGAGUCUUCCACGAGCUCUAACUCGGUAGCGUCCUCUGAAACUCCAUCUACGACAGCACCUACAACGACUAGUCCACUGGAAUCAACAGAGACUUCCACGAGCUCUAUCUCCGUAGCGUCCUCUGAAACUCCAUCUUCGACAGCACCUACAACGACUAGUCCGCUGGAAUCAACAGAGUCUUCCACGAGCUCUAACUCCGAAGCUUCCUCUGAAACUCCAUCUACGACAGCACCUACAACGACUAGUCCGCUGGAAUCAACAGAGUCUUCCACGAGCUCUAACUCCGAAGCUUCCUCUGAAACUCCAUCUACGACAGCACCUACAACGACUAGUCCACUGGAAUCAACAGAGUCUUCAACGAGCUCUAACUUCGAAGCUUCCUCUGAAACUCCAUCUACGACAGCACCUACAACGACUAGUCCACUGGAAUCAACAGAGUCUUCCACGAGCUCUAACUCCGAAGCUUCCUCUGAAACUCCAUCUACGACAGCACCUACAACGACUAGUCCGCUGGAAUCAACAGAGUCUUCCACGAGCUCUAACUCCGAAGCUUCCUCUGAAACUCCAUCUACGACAGCACCUACAACGACUAGUCCGCUGAAAUCAACAGAGUCUUCCACGAGCUCUAACUCGGUAGCGUCCUCUGAAACUCCAUCUACGACAGCACCUACAGCGACUAGUCCACUGGAAUCAAAAGAGUAAGAAAUUAUGUUUAAAACAUUAAUGAAUUGGUUUUAAAUAUGGAAAUGGCUCUGGGAAUUUUUCAAAACAAUGACACAUUUUACUACAGUUUAUUAAAAGAAUCACAAUUACUUAUAAUAAAUUAUGAAUCAAAAAUGUACAUAAAAUUCACAUCAAUUUAGAUUUAGUUUCGUCUGUUGAAUGAGUGCUUCAUCUAUCGUCCUGGAGGAACGCGUCAAAGUCAAUGAGUAUCUGCUUCUGGGCGGGCACGUGCCGGGUACAGACCACGCCAACGGAGUCGAGCAUGCGCCUGGAUGCGCGGUAUAUUUGCUUAUGGGCAUACUUGUCCGACAUGUAAAAAAUUUUCUGGAUGCCAGACUGCGUAACGAAACCAAUGUUGGAGUUGGGUAAAUAUCUGGUUGGAGUGGGUAAAAACCAGGAUUACCUGUAUAAUGAGCUUGGCGCACUCGUUGCACGGGAAGAGCGUGGUGUACAGGCAUGUACCAACCAAACUGCCGCCAUUGGAGUUGAGUAUGGCGUUGGCCUCGGCGUGGACCACAUACAACUUCUUUUCCUCCAGGGAAUCGGGAGAACUGUUCUUGCUUAACUUCGACCAGGGGAACUCGUCAUCGCUGCAGUUGCGCGGUAAUCCAUUGUAACCAAUGGCAACAAUGCGCUUCUGCUGGUCCACGAUGCAGGCGCCCACCUGGGUGACAGGGUCUUUGCUGCGCUGGGCUGAGAGCACGGACGUGGCCAUGAAGUAAUCAUCCCAAUGCAGGUAGUCCUGCCGCUUCGAAUUCUCUGCUUCGGAAACUUCCUUAUUUGCAGAUGUGUCGCUGGAAUUAUUAAGGAUAUUUUUGGAUGGGUUCCUUUUGUUUUUAUUUAAUUAAAAUUAAAAAAACUGUGUGCACAUUCUUUAUUGCAUUCAUUACAUGAACCAUGAUCGCAAAUUUUUGUCAGCAGCAAUAAUAAUGUAUUUAUCAUAUAAUUGGAAUAUACAGCGAAUACUUUUCAAUAAUAAUUUUCAUAUUCAACUCAAUGUGUGAUUAGGAGAGUACAUAAUUAAAACUAGUUGGCAGGCAAAGCCAUAGCGUCAAAUUGUGACACUUAGGUGGUCUUCUGCAACUGAAUUGGAUUCUGCUUGAGAUGCAGGUAUAUGGAACGCAUUCGAGAGACAUCCUUGCCCGCCUUGUUAACUUUCGGAUUGAAGUCGCAGAGCUUGGCUAUGCGCUCCCACUCAGUGCCUGGCUCGAUGGUCCCGUUUUCCAAUGAAGCG
Molecule: messenger RNA, 3175 nt
Organism: Drosophila miranda
Lineage: Eukaryota; Metazoa; Arthropoda; Insecta; Diptera; Drosophilidae
Product: flocculation protein FLO11-like
Exons: 3
Coding region: 16-1920 (634 amino acids)
Cellular component (GO): extracellular region
Molecular function (GO): chitin binding
Source: RefSeq, a predicted model, not a curated record